This is a messenger RNA of Papaver somniferum (opium poppy), 889 nucleotides long. RefSeq names its product 50S ribosomal protein L17-like. Gene Ontology annotation, cellular component: ribosome; large ribosomal subunit. The transcript is spliced from 7 exons. The record is from RefSeq and is a predicted model, not a curated record. NCBI's taxonomy places the organism in Eukaryota, Viridiplantae, Streptophyta, Magnoliopsida, Ranunculales, Papaveraceae. The coding region runs from base 140 to 613 and encodes 157 amino acids. Gene Ontology annotation, biological process: translation. Gene Ontology annotation, molecular function: structural constituent of ribosome.
GGCCCUGUGAACAUCAAGGGUCUUAAUAUUUCAAAGUAAAAAGAAGCUUAAAGCCUUAAACCCUUCUCCUCUCUUGCUCUCCUGAUCUCCCAUCACCACCCUGAAGUUCGAUUCCUGAACCCUAAAAAAAAGAACAAGGAUGAGAAAGCUCAAUCGACCUACUGGUCAUAGAAUGUCUAUGCUAAGAACAAUGGUUUCUCAGCUGGUGAAGCAUGAGCGCAUAGAAACUACAGUGGCCAAGGCAAAAGAAAUUCGAUGUCUUGCAGAUAACAUGGUGAAACUUGGGAAAGAGGGUACUCUUGCUGCUGCAAGGCAGGCAGCUGCCUUCGUGCGAGGAGAUGAUGUCCUUCACAAGUUAUUUACAGAAUUGAAAUAUCGCUACAGAAAUAGGGAAGGUGGAUAUACUAGAUUGCUUCGGACGCGCAUUCGAGUAGGGGAUUCUGCAGAAAUGGCAUAUAUUGAGUUUGUUGACAGAGAAAAUGAACUGAGACAGGCGAAACCUCCAACUCCUCAACCACCUCAAAGACUUCCCAUGGAUCCAUGGACAAGGUCCCGGCAUACCAGGCAGUUUGCACCCCCGAAGGAGGAUGAGAACUCCCGAGCUGACAUUUGAAGUUAGAUCUUCGUGAAGCUCACAUUUUGGAUUUGUAUUCUGAUCUCUUCAAUGUCAUCAAUUUUCUUCCGUUAUGAGGAAAUUUAGAGCUUAAUGUUUAUUUUGAUUUUUUCUCUCUUGAUUCUGACAUCUUAUUUACUGCGUCACAGACUUGAGAACAUACACAAGGAAUUAGUUUUUAUAUAUACAGGGCAAUCACUAUAAGCAGGGUGUUAUUGGGUAGCACAACUGGAGGUUUUAUCAUUAAAAUAAGCAAGUAAACAAGUUUAAUUGGCG